This is a messenger RNA of Oreochromis niloticus (Nile tilapia), 1026 nucleotides long. RefSeq names its product caspase-12-like. Gene Ontology annotation, biological process: proteolysis; regulation of inflammatory response. The transcript is spliced from 10 exons. Gene Ontology annotation, cellular component: AIM2 inflammasome complex; NLRP3 inflammasome complex; IPAF inflammasome complex. The record is from RefSeq and is a predicted model, not a curated record. Gene Ontology annotation, molecular function: cysteine-type endopeptidase activity. The annotation marks the transcript as partial. NCBI's taxonomy places the organism in Eukaryota, Metazoa, Chordata, Actinopteri, Cichliformes, Cichlidae.
GCUUGUUGUUGGUGUCUUUGUGUAAAGAAACUGUGGAGUCCCGCCUCAUUCUAGGAAGCAGCUCACCCGUGUGCCGGUGUUUAGUGUCCAGGUGUGGAGUGGAGCUUGUUGUUGGUGUGUGUGAAGAAACUGUUAAGCAUGGCCAUGUACACAGAUUACAUUGGAAGAGACAUCCAGGGUAAAAAAAUUUACCCUGUGACUGAAUACUCUAAGUCACAACGCAUCGCCCUACUGAUCAAUAUUAUAAGGUUUUAUGAUCCAAAAUCAAACCGACACGGAGCUGAGCAUGAUACAAAAGCCAUGCUCAAUCUGUUCAAUUAUCUGGGAUAUGACGUGUUACAAUAUCAGGACCUGACUGCACAGGAGAUUGAUCAAGCUCUAAUACAUUUCUCCAAGCAUCCAAAGCUCUUUCACACAGACAGUGUGUUUGUGGUUCUCAUGUCUCAUGGAGGCACUGGAACUAUCUGUGGCUCUGACCUGAAGGACUUUAAAAUUGAUACAAUUUAUGAGCGUUUAAACACAAAGAACUGUCCUGCACUGAUGAAUAAACCAAAGGUCAUCAUCAUUCAGGCCUGCAGAGGAGGAAAUGAGGGAGUAGUGAAGGUAUCUGGAAGUAGACAAUCAAUGGCCACAGAAUAUAUCCGAUCGCCAUCAAAAAACGUUCCCAAACGUAGUACAGUAUACGUUGAAAAGGACUUCAUUGGUUUUCAUUCCAGCACUCCUUACACCUAUUCAUAUAGAAUCCGAAAAUAUGGUUCUGAUUUUAUUCAUUACAUUUGUGAUGAGAUCUUUGCUCAUUGUCAUAAGGAUCAUAUUGAAGAUCUGUUCAAAAAGGUCAUGCAACGCUUUGAAGACGACCCCUCUGAAUAUAUGCAGAUGCCGACCAAAGAGAGAGACACUUUGACAAAAGACUUCUACCUGCUUCCAGUUGCAGGAAUUAACCACCUGUCCCCUGGAGAGGAGCAUCCAUGCGUGAGACUGAAAAAUCCCAGGGUCGAGCCUGCUGGAGUCCGAUGGUUGAGACCA